Molecule: messenger RNA, 474 nt
Organism: Penicillium concentricum
Lineage: Eukaryota; Fungi; Ascomycota; Eurotiomycetes; Eurotiales; Aspergillaceae
Exons: 1
Coding region: 1-474 (157 amino acids)
Source: RefSeq, a predicted model, not a curated record
AUGGACUCGACCCUACGAACAACCUACAACCCUCAAGCACCUCUUGUCCAACCCACCUUCCAUUCCUCAACCCUCGACCCUUCAACUGGACAGUCCACCAUGGCUCAGACUCAAAGUACCCUAGAGGCCGCAUCGAAUGCGACCAGGCAGGUGUUCUCUUCACCCUCGCUACAAUCUGCCUGUUCCCCGCAAACCUCCGCCCCUCCCAUGCAACCCUUGUCACAAGCAUUCGGCAACACAUCCAAGCCGAAUAGCCUUCCCAUCGCCCCCGCAGCCAACACCCAUGCAGUAUUACCUAUGAAUGCAGCCCCCGCUCUGGCGCCCACCUCCGAUGCUUAUCCCCACCAGAUAAAUGGCCUCGGAGGUCCUACGGCCACAGCACCCUUUCUGCAGGAUUUCAGUCUCGUUGCCGAGGCAGCCAAACGCGCUCAAAUGGGUAUUGUCAUGCGUGAUCUCGAGAGCGUCACUCUGUGA